AUGACUAGCACUGACCUCAAGGACCCCGUGUCCAAAGUCUCUACUCCUGGACAAGUCAAGAAUGAGUCCAUCGCCGAGGAGUCGCCCUCCGACAUCUACGUCGACCCUAUAAUUGAGAAACGCGUCCUCCGCCGUCUCGACUACCGCUUUGCCCCCCUGUUCUGUGCCCUCUACUUUAUGGCGUAUCUCGACAGAAGCAACAUCGGAAACGCCGCCGUGGCUGGCCUCAAGGACCAGCUCAAUUUAUCAGGGCCGCAGUUCAGCACCGCCGUCAGUCUCUUCUUCGCGACCUACGUCAUCCUCAUGUUGCCUCUCGUCCUUGCUGUGCGCAAACUCAAGGUGCACCGUGCCAUUUCCGUUAUGGUGGCUGCUUGGUCGCUCGUCACUAUCGGCACAGCAUUUGUUCGCUCCUUUGGCUCUCUUCUUGCUUGCCGUCUUAUCCUCGGCAUUUGCGAGGCCGGCUUCUUUCCCUGCAUUAGCAUCUACAUUACCAUGGUGUACAACAGACGCGAGCAAGGCUUGCGCUUUGCGUACCUCUUUGCCGCGACGGCUUUCUCGGGUAUGUUCGGCGGCUUGGUAGCUACCGGUAUUACCAAGAUUGGUACCGUCGGAGGACUGCACGCCUGGAGCUGGCUAUACAUCAUCGAGGGCCUUAUUUCGCUUUCGGUUAUCCCCUGGGCGUGGUACGGCUUGCCUGAGUUUCCCGCCAAAGCCAAAUUUUGGACUCCCGAGGAGCGCGAGACGAUGGAGCAGCGUGACUUGCAACGCCGGGAGUACAUGGGUAGCGAGGCAUUUGAUCGGUCCCAAGUCCUUUCUGCUAUGAAAGACUGGAGAUUGUACACUGGUGCGCUGGUACAAUUUUUCCAGGACAUUAUCCUUUACGGUUUCAGUAGCUUCCUCCCGUCAAUUCUCAAGGACGGACUUGGCUAUAACAGCCUCCAGGCCCAAUACCUCAGCGUCCCCGUGUAUCUGCUCGGCGGUAUCUCGUUCUUCGCAGCAGCCCUGGUUGGCGACAAGUGGGGACUCCGCGGGUCUGUACUCCUCGUUCUCGACAUCUUCGCCGUCGUUGGGUACGCGAUACUCCUUGGUGUCAAGUCGUCCUCUGUUCAAUAUUUUGCCUGCUUUAUGAUUGCGAUCCCUCUGUACUGUGGACCGGGCCUGAACGAGACGUGGAUUGUCAACAACACGGCCCCGCACUAUCGUCGUGCGACUGCUCUUGGCUUCUCGCAAGCUAUAGGAAACGUGGCAGGCGUGGUUGCUCCGCAAGUCUACCGCCAAGCGCCAUACAGGCUGGGCCAUUGGAGUUCUUUGGUGUCUGCUAUUAUUUCCAUGACACUCAUUUCAGUUCAAUUAUUCCACUACAAGUUGGAGAACAGGAAGAAGGAUCAGGUUGCACGUGGCGAGCGACCAGAUGAUAGGAAGACCGUGCUUGGGGAAGACAACCUGGAAUUCAGAUAUCUCUACUAA
Messenger RNA from Ilyonectria robusta, 1467 nucleotides. RefSeq names its product high-affinity nicotinic acid transporter. Gene Ontology annotation, cellular component: membrane. The record is from RefSeq and is a predicted model, not a curated record. Gene Ontology annotation, biological process: transmembrane transport. The transcript is spliced from 2 exons. Lineage: Eukaryota; Fungi; Ascomycota; Sordariomycetes; Hypocreales; Nectriaceae. The coding region runs from base 1 to 1467 and encodes 488 amino acids. Gene Ontology annotation, molecular function: transmembrane transporter activity.